Molecule: messenger RNA, 2870 nt
Organism: Culicoides brevitarsis
Lineage: Eukaryota; Metazoa; Arthropoda; Insecta; Diptera; Ceratopogonidae
Product: probable serine/threonine-protein kinase fhkE
Exons: 1
Coding region: 467-1432 (321 amino acids)
Source: RefSeq, a predicted model, not a curated record
UGGAUCAGUCUAAAUCGUUGGCAAAGCAAGAAAAUUAAAAAAAGGAAUUUGUUUUAUAAUUUUUGCCGUAUACUCCGUACAGCGUCGAUUGGAUACCAUACAGCCAUACUCGAUUUACUGUUGAUUAAUUUUUUUUCUUCUCUUCAUCAUCAUCAUCAUUCAUCGAAGUAGUUUAAUGUGUGACGACGAAACAGGAACAAUAAUUGUGGAUUUACUGUACGCUACUCGCCUGAACGUGUUUGAUUGUGUACAAAAAAUUAUAAAUAAAUAAAUAUAUAUAGUAUUGAAAGAAACAUAUCACAAGACAUACAAAAGUGACUCACUCAUUAAAAUUUAUAAAUAAAUAAAAAAAAAGUGUAACGUAAUAGAAUUUCUGUUUUAAUGGAAAAAUAAAUUAAUUGAAAAAAAAAAUAGAAAAAAAUAUUGAACUGGACCAAAAUUAAUAAAAAUAAAAAAAAUAAUAAAAAUGGCAACUGAAGCACAACGUCUUAUUGGAAUUUCCCUCGCGAAAAUCGCACAAUCGAGAUGCGGUCGAGGCGGCGUCUCAUUGCACAAAAAUCUCCUCGUCGCCACGGUGCUGCAAAAAGCUCGUUUCAUCUUCAUGGAAGAAGCGUAUCACAUGGUGCACGGACAUUAUCUGCAAGCAAAUAAAUUCCUCGAACCCGAUAUCGAUAUUCAAGAUGACCCCGUGCAAAACGACGACAACAUCGACGAAAGCGAAUUAGAUGACAUUUUCGAUUCGCCCGCCUCUUCCAUCGGCAAAGAUACCGAUUCGGCGGAUUUUGCCGAAGAAAUUUGCGAAAAUAACAAGGAAAACAGCCCGCCAACGACGGAAGCAACCCCGAACGUCAAUAACAGCAAUUUAGUGUAUCUCGACUUAGAUAAGCACAUCCAAAAGGCAUCUCAAGAGCAAGCAGCUGCUACAACGAACGAUACGACGAAUAGCAAUAAUACCAACAACAACAACAAGCGACGACGUGAAAUUAGCGAGUGGGAAACGGAAGAAGCUGUCUUAUCAAUUUUACCAAAAAAGAUCAAAAGUGACGUCACGACCGAACAAACGACGACAAGUAUUGACGACAUUUUUUUAAGUGAUCGCGAAGAUGACAAUACCGCAGCAAUUAAUUUAUCGGUGAAUGUUUCGCGCGAACUUGAGCUCGACGAAUUAAAUAACAACGUUAAUAAUAACAACAACAAUCUUGUCUCCAAUAAUAAUGUUAAUAAUAGCACGCAGCCAAGCACCAAUAACUUAGAAAAUGGCCCAUCCAUGGAAGGCAUCGACAGAAUUACGUCUCUCGUGUCAAUAUUUAGCUUUGGAAAUCUCACGAGAUCCGUGUCGACGCCCGAUCUUUGCUCAGCGCAGGCCACGAAAGAUAGUUGUAGCACCGAAAGUAGUAUAUCACAAAGAACAUAUCUUGCCAUGACAGUGUAAUAAUUAUUAUUUUUCGACAGUUUUUCCUCCUUGUAUACCUACAAAAUGAAAAAUUAGAACAAGUAUUUUUUGGCUAUAACAUUUAUAGACAAGCAAAACACACUCGCGAUAAAUAUUCAUAGUGAAAGUUAAUGAAAUCGUCUCGGCGACUGUUAACCAUAACUUUAUAUUUAUUACCCUAUGGGCGAAAAACGGGUCAGAUUGAUCUUUUAAGGGAUCAUGUUGACUCCUCAGAGGUCAAAUUGAUCCCUCAAAAGAAUUUUUGAUCCUUAAAGGGAUCAAUUUGUACCGUUAAGUGUUCAAUCUGAUCUUUUAAGAGAUCAACCAGAUCCCCUUCCGAGUUGAUCAACCAGAUCAAGAGAUCAUAUUGAUCCCUUAAGAGGUCAAUUUGACUUCAUAUUGACCUCUUAAGGGAUCAAAACGAUCUCUUGAAAUGUUAAUUAUUUUUUUUUUGAAAGGGGAUCAGGUUGAUCUCUUAAAAGAUCAGAUUGAACACAUAACGGUACAAAUUGAUCCUUUAAGUGAUCAAAAAUUUUCUUAAGGGAUCAAUUUGUACCGUUAAGGGUUUAAUCUGAUCUCUUCAGGGGUCAAUUUGACCCGUUUUUUGCCCAUAGGGUACACAAAAAAAAACACUGACCAAAUUGAAUCGUACCUAGCAAUGGGUUUAUCAUACUUAUAUACGUAUGUCUCUAUAUAGUAAAUUAUUUAAGUUAUAAUUCUCGCCACUCGUAUAAAAUACAAAUUUAUUGGUCAAGUAUUAUUUUAUCUUUCCGUUGAUGAUUAAGUUACAACAAAAUAUAAAAAAACUCAUGAAACGAACAAAAAAGUCAAAAAAUGUUCCAUUAAAAUUUUAUUUUCUGGUCACUUAAAAAAAAAUAAACUGCCCAACAAAAAAAUAUAAUUUAUUAUUAUUUUAAUAAAUUUUACUUUCCUUACAAAAAAAAAUUACAUAAUAAUAUAUAUAUAUUGAUUAUUUUAAUAUUAUUAUGCAAAAAAAAAUUAAAUCCAUACAAUUGAAUUACAUUACAAUAGAGAAACACGAAGAGAUUGAAUUUCCAAGUUUUUUUUUUAUUAAAUUUACCAAAGUGACAGAACUGGAUUUGCAAUUUUUACUGAAGUUAAUGAUGGCGUUAGCCUUAAAAAUCAAAAAAAUAAGAAAUAAGCAAUCAGUUCUUUCAAUGACAAUGUCAUCAUAUAUAUAUAUAUAUAUUUUAAAAAUAUAUAUUACACCACCCCAUAAAUAUUAAAGCCAUCAUUAGCGAACCAAUUUUUGAGUCCUUUUUGCAAAAUUCUGUUACUGUCACUUUUUUGUGCUUCAUUUGUUGUAUUAUCAUUCGUUAUUGUAUAUGAAAAAAAUAUUAUUUUAAUUAAUUAUAAAGUACUAUAAGUUAUAAUAUAUAUAUAAAUUAAAAUAAAAUAUAAAAAAAAAACAAAAAUA